This is a messenger RNA of Pecten maximus, 1105 nucleotides long. RefSeq names its product RNA exonuclease 4-like. NCBI's taxonomy places the organism in Eukaryota, Metazoa, Mollusca, Bivalvia, Pectinida, Pectinidae. Gene Ontology annotation, biological process: rRNA processing. The record is from RefSeq and is a predicted model, not a curated record. Gene Ontology annotation, molecular function: nucleic acid binding; 3'-5' exonuclease activity. Gene Ontology annotation, cellular component: nucleus.
UUUCACUCCGUAAAUUCAAGAUGUCUGCGCCCAUGGUGUGAUAAGGACGUGUUGACCAAUUGAUCACAUCCUCUGUGGACAGAAGAUUACUGGUAUGGAAAAUAACAAGAAGAUGAAGAGGAAAAGAGAAGGCGCUCAUGAAGUGCACAGGAAAAGACAGUGUGUAGAUGAAACAAUUAAAACAAAACGUUUAAAGGAAAUCAAUCGCACAAAGAACAACUCUAAAUCAAACCCCACAAAAGUACAUGUCGAGGAUAACUCAAUGACACAGACAAAAAAAAUACCAAAAAAAUACAGAAACAAAUCUUUUUUCAAGAAAAAAAGAAAUAUGAGUACCGUGAAAAGUGAAGUGACAGAAAAGGAUUGUAUUACUCAAGAGACAGAUAAAAAUAAUUCCAGUGUUCGCCUAAAGACAGAUAAAAAGCGUGAUGUUCAUAUUCCAAAUCAACCAGAAGACUUCUCUUCAAACUGGGAAAAGCUAAAGCAGAUUUUAUCACCAGCAAAUCCGAAGAAGCAAGUUCGAAAGAAAAAAGUGGAAAAAAUUGAACCAGAAAUCCAGCCUGAUAUCUGGUUUGAUGAUGUUGACGAAUCACUUUUAGAUGUUCCAAUAAAGGAAAAGGAGAAAAAGAAACAAGGCGUAGACUCUUUGGUGAAAGAUGGCGUUUGCACUGGAUUGACCAAGGCUUUAGCAUUGGACUGUGAGUUUGUUGGGGUCGGCAAUAAUAGCCGGGAGAACAUGCUGGCUAGAAUUUCAGUGGUCAAUCACUUUGGCCACUGUAUCUACGACACCUUUGUUAAGCCUCAGGAGGAAGUGGGCGACUACAGGACAUGGGUCAGUGGUGUCCGUGAGGAGGACAUGCUCAAAGGUGUUGAGUUCUCUGAGGUUUGUCAAAAACUUGCGAAGAUGAUAAAAGGAAGAAUAUUGGUGGGACAUGCAAUAAAUAACGAUUUGAAGGUACUGUAUCUGAGUCCCCCAAGAAAGCUGAUCCGAGAUACAUCUAAGUACAAACCUUUCAGAAAAAUGUUUGAUGGCAGGACUCCAUCCUUAAAGAAACUGACAGAAAAAGUUCUGAACGUAACAAUACAGGAAGGAGCGCAUAGCUCG